Messenger RNA from Syngnathus typhle (broad-nosed pipefish), 2224 nucleotides. It is a transcript of the gene abcg8, whose product is annotated as ATP-binding cassette, sub-family G (WHITE), member 8. The record is from RefSeq and is a predicted model, not a curated record. Bases 36 to 2012 code for a protein of 658 amino acids. Gene Ontology annotation, biological process: cholesterol homeostasis. NCBI's taxonomy places the organism in Eukaryota, Metazoa, Chordata, Actinopteri, Syngnathiformes, Syngnathidae. Gene Ontology annotation, molecular function: ATP binding; ABC-type transporter activity; ATP hydrolysis activity. Gene Ontology annotation, cellular component: plasma membrane. The transcript is spliced from 12 exons.
ACCAUCUGACCCGACAAGUGUCGUCUAGCGUCAUCAUGGACACAAAUAGUAGCUUGACUCACACUAACGGAUCACCGCAGUUGUUCUCAUCAGAGGAGGACAGCAGCCUCUACUUCACGUACAGCGGGGACUGCAACCAGCUGGAAGUCAACAACCUGCACUAUGAGGUGGACACAGCGGCGCAGAUUCCCUGGUAUGAGAAACUGUCAGAGUUCAAGCUGCCGUGGGAGGUGAAAGGUGACAAGCAGACGGCCAUCAACAAACUGAGCCUGCGCGUCCGCAGCGGCCAGAUGCUAGCUGUCAUCGGGAGCUCGGGCUGCGGCAAAACGUCACUGCUGGACAUCAUCACGUGUCGGGACGAGAGCGGCGGCGUGACGUCCGGCCACAUUCUGAUUAACGGUCGCCCCAACACGCCUCAGCUGGUAAAGAAGAGCAUUGCUCACGUGCGGCAGGACGACCGCCUCCUUCCUCACCUGACCGUGCGCGAGACGCUCGCCUUUGUGGCCAAACUCAGGCUGCCCACGCACUUCACGCAGGCCCAGCGGGACCAGAGGGUGGACGACGUCAUCGCCGAGCUGCGACUGAGGCAGUGUGCCCACACCAGGGUGGGAAACGACUACGUGAGAGGGAUUUCUGGGGGGGAGCGGAGGCGGGUCAGCAUAGCGGUCCAACUCCUCUGGAACCCAGGUAUUUUGAUUCUGGAUGAGCCCACGUCGGGUCUGGACAGCUUCACGGCUCACAACCUGGUCAUCACGCUGUCCCGCCUGGCCCGGGGGAACCGUCUUGUUCUGCUGUCAGUCCACCAGCCUCGCUCAGACAUCUUCCAGCUCUUCGACCUGGUGGUCUUACUGUCGUCAGGCUCGGCCGUGUACUGCGGUGCCGCCCGGGAAAUGGUGCCCUACUUCACAGCGCUGGGCCACCCGUGCCCUCGGUACUGCAAUCCUUCUGAUUUCUACGUGGACCUGAUCAGUAUAGACCGCCGUAGUCCCGAGCAAGAGGCCCAGUGUCUGGAGCGGGCCCGGAUGUUGGCGGAGCAGUUUUCGGAACGGGUCGGGGACACAGACGACCACAUGUGGAAGAGCGGCACGGCCCUGAUGCACUCUGAGAGCAGCUCCUCGCAGCCCGGCAGGACGGAAGACGACGUUAUCCCUAAAGUGAGAGACAGACUACCGGGCCUCCAGCAGUUUGCCAUCCUCAUCAGGCGCCACAUGUACAACGACUACCGAGACCUGGUUACCGUGCUGGUCCACGGCCUGGAGGCCCUGCUCAUGUCCCUGCUGGUGGGCUUCCUGUACUACGGCGCUGGAGAGCAGCCUCUGUCCAUUCAGGACAGCGUGGCCCUGCUCUACAUGAUUGGAGCGCUCACGCCCUUUGCUGUGGUGCUGGACGUCAUAGCUAAAUGUCAUGCAGAGAGGGCCAUGCUCUACCACGAGCUAGAGGAUGGCAUGUACUCCGUCACUUCCUACUUCUUUGCAAAGGUGUUGGGGGAGUUACCUGAGCACUGCGUGUUCACCCUGGUGUACGCGCUGCCCAUCUACUGGUUGGCGGGCCUGAAUGAGGCCCCGGAGCGCUUCCUGCUCAAUUUCCUGCUGGUUUGGCUGAUGGUCUACUGCAGCCGAGCCAUGGCGCUCUUCGUGGCCGCAGCGCUGCCUACUCUGCAGACCUCCGCCUUCAUGGGCAACUCGCUCUUCACCGUGUUCUACCUGACGGGGGGCUUCGUCAUCAGCCUGGAGAACAUGUGGCUGGUGGCGUCGUGGCUCUCUCACGCCUCUUUCAUGCGUUGGGGCUUCCAGGGGCUUCUGCUCGUGCAGUUCAGAGGAAACAGAUACGCCAUCAGCGUCGGCAACUUCACCCUGGACGUGGAUGGAAUAAAUGUGGUAAAGAUGAUGAACAUGAACCAGUACCCUCUGUACUCGUGCUACCUGGUGCUGCUGGCCGUGUGCUUGGUCUUCAUGGUGCUCUACUACAUCUGCCUCAAAUUCAUCAAGCAGAAAUCCAGUCAAGACUGGUGAAUGUGAUCCUCAUUAUCACCUCACCUCAGCAAAGUUUGACCCCCCUGUGGAAGAUAAUCACGAAAAUGCUUUUAAUAAAGACAAAAAAUUAUGAUGCAAAACAGCAAAAUGAAACGAUUACCUUGUUUUUUCCGUCAUUGUGGGGUUCCGCAGUCUGCUGCUGGAUGGCAGCAGAGCACCGCAGGAAUGUGGACGUGAAGGCGGUGAGGGGA